GAAGAGUUCCUUGCAAAGAAUCUGUAAGAAAUCCAUUUUCAUUGGUUUUGCAGAUUUCUUUAACCAAUGAAAUGAUUUGUUGUAAUUAAGCUUUGGUAUCUGAGCAAAGAUGGCUUCUACAGGUACCGUGCUUUUCCAUCGAGGACGACAUGGAAGUGACAGUGAAAAUGACUUAUGGGAUGAUACAGCAUUAAUUAAAGCAUAUGACAAUGCUAUCAGCAUUGUUAAGGCUCAUAUAAACGAUGACCAAGGUUUGACAGACGAGGAAAAGCCAGUCACAACAGAUAAAAAACGCAAGGGUGGCAAAAGGAAGAAGAGACACAGGAAAAAAAAGCAGUGGAAGCCUGGAGAUCAGUGCAGAGCGAUUUUUUCUGAGGAUGGAUUGGUAUAUGAUGCAGAGAUACUCUCAGUAGAUCAGUCAGCUGGGACCUGUAUUGUUAGAUAUAGAGGGUAUGGAAAUGAAGAGGAACAGAUUCUAGACAAACUGAGAUCAGCCCCAGGUAGAAGACCACGACAACAGAAACUGUCUGCUGCAGAGGCUGGGAGCUUAGCAGAUAGCAUGGACUGGUGUGGACAUAAAUCAGAUGCCUCCAGUAAAGAUGCCAGCAUUACACAUGGCAGAACACAUCCUCACAUAACUCAGAGUGGAGGAUUUCCAUGGCCUGAUGUACCCCCAAUACCAACUUCACUUGCCCAUAAUAUCCCCUUUGUGCCACCUCCUCCUCCCCUUAUAGCUGAGGAUCCAGUGGAUGGUGAUAAUGAGGUUAUGUGUUCCAUGUUAAUGGCUUGGUACAUGAGUGGAUACCACACUGGCUACUAUCAGGGUCUGAAGCAUGCAAGACAACCACAUCAUCGAGGAACAUCAUCAUGUUCAGACUCACUCAGAUAAUCAAAGCACAGGAUCCAGUUAAACAAUUACUUUAUAAGACGAGAAAUAAAUUUGUACCAACAGCAAA
Messenger RNA from Saccostrea cuccullata (small rock oyster), 956 nucleotides. RefSeq names its product survival motor neuron protein 1-like. The record is from RefSeq and is a predicted model, not a curated record. Gene Ontology annotation, biological process: mRNA processing. Gene Ontology annotation, molecular function: RNA binding. Lineage: Eukaryota; Metazoa; Mollusca; Bivalvia; Ostreida; Ostreidae. Bases 110 to 889 code for a protein of 259 amino acids. The transcript is spliced from 7 exons. Gene Ontology annotation, cellular component: cytoplasm; nucleus.